GAGAGACACAGAGACAGACACGGGAGAAACAGACACGGAGGAAACAGACACGGGAGAGACAUAGACGGGAGAGAAGAGACGCGGGGGAGAUAGAAAUAGACACGGGAGAGACAGAUAAGGGGGAGACAGAAAAAAGAAAAAAAGAGAGAGAGAUGCACAGAAGCCGCGAUAAGCACAGAGGCAGGAGGCAGAGACAGAGACGCAAAACAGGUACAGAGACACAGAAGUAGACGGAGGUUGAAGAAGAGCGAAUCAGGCACGAAAGGGAGAAAGCAAGAAAAGGGAACCCCGGGCGUGUCGGAACCAAAGGAGACAUAGAGUGCAGACCAGAUGUAACAGCAAAAAUGGGACUGACCAAGAUGGAGGGAGACGGGCACAGACAAAAGAGGGGGCUCCUGAGACUUUGAGGAGGUCAGAAAAGCUGAGGGUUCAGGAUAAUAAUUUGGUGACAGAGAGAGCACUCAAUCACCUGCCUUCUCUUGUUUCUAAUGCUACCUGCAUGACCAUGGGUAAGAUAUUUAACUUUAUAAAAUGGGUGGAAAGGUAUGUGACUCUGUCUCAUAGAAUGUUAUGGUUAAUCGUCAUAUCUCAAAACUUAGAGGGAAGGUAACAUAUUUGAACUCACAGGGAGGAUGGUACUGCUUCAGAAAGGAGGUGUUCUAGAACAGGAAGAAAUGUUUAGGGGAGAAACAAGAUUUGGACACUAGUUCCAAAAGAGGAUUUUCUCUCUCCUUUCCUUUGUAUUUGAAAAAAAUCUUCCUAUCAUGCAAAACCAGGGAGCAGAGAACCUCUGCAUUUGGACUGAAGCACUUGGCACACCACUAUUUGGGCAAGAGCAUUAGACUUUUUGCAGUUGGAUUCUGGGGUAGAGUGGAAAUUACAGGGCUGCAGCUACUGGUCCUGAUGGUCAGGGAGAGCUGACCACAGAGGAUAACUCACAGGACAACUCAUUUCACAGAUCCACCAUGCCUUGAGACUCUGAAUGCUGAAUGAAGUCAAGGUAGAUUCAGAGUGUUAGGGAGUGAAAAAUCUCACUGGCAGGAGAGAUGGAGGGGAAGAGGAUUCUUAGAAGCAAAGACUCAGCAAUGACCUUAGAAAGCCAUUGAAUUCAACUGCUUUUAUCUUAUAAAAGGUAUAGAUAGAUCAAGGCUUAAAUUAAAAAAAAAAAAACUUUUUUACAUGAUCCUGGUAUAUAGGUAUACAAACCAAACAUUUGCUGAUAAUUUUGAGACUCCUGCAUUGUAGAGCCCUCAUAUAGUAUCUGGUUCAAGUGGCCUACUUGCUGAAAGUUGCACAAAAGAUACUUUACAGAGAUAGGGAUCCGAACCUAACUCCAGAUGUCCAAUAUAAUGUACAAGUGCAGGUUGAAGCUAAGGUGGAGUUCACGUGAGAGGAUGUAACAAUUCUAAUUGCAUUUUCCUUGGAGCCAGUAGGCUUCACUAUGUUGCCUGUGGUAUUCUGAUGAUCAAUGUCCUUGUGAAUGCUGUUUGACAUUCUGAAAGGUCACUUGUAGGGUGGGGACAGAACUAGAGAUUUCCUAUGUUUCAUUAAUUUUGAGAAAUAGCUCAUUUAAUUCUCUAGACCAAUACUGAGCCAGGGCCAGUUUUUGCUUGCUUCCGUUUUCUCUCGUAUGGCUUGGUAGCACGAGAGGCACCCAUUUGGUAACCCAGUAGAUAGUGUCUGCGAGUUUAGGGAAGUCCUCAGAUUUCCAGGUGUCAGUCAUAUGGAGCACUCUCCAAAUAGAAAGAACUUGCAGCCGUCACAGAUGAUUUCUCUAGUCAGUCCAUUUAGUCCAACUCAUACCACAAGGAAGCAGUCUGUGGUAUGUUCUACCCAGCCUCUGUUUGGAGACCUUCACUGAGAAGAAACUCAUUACUUCCCAAAGCAGCCCAUUUUUUUCUAAGUUCUCCCUGACAUUAAACAGCCAAAAUUGCCCUUCUGAGACUUCAACCUUGUUCCUGAUUCUGCCUUCUGGGGCUAAAGAGUGUAGUAAUCUCUAUACAGCAGCCCUUCAAAUACUUGAACCCAGACACAGUCUCAUGCUCCCCAUGAGUUUUCAAGACCCUUUACCAUUCUGGUGAAGCUUCUCCUCAGCCUCUCAGUGGUCUUAAAAAUUGUGGCUUUCAGAACCAACUGAACUUAGUAUUCAAUUCUGUUGAAUGAACUGGGGUUCAUUCCCAGUUGUGAAUGGGGUAUGACUCAAGGCAAAUCCUCCACUGUAUGGUCAUGAACUCUUCUUUCUCCCAGAAUCCAAAAAGCUUCCUUACAUUCUCUCAAGACCUCUUCACACUUCAUUUUUCAGUUGUAUCUGACUUGACUUCAUGAUCCCGGAUUGGUUGACCAUUUCCUUUUAUGGCUCAUUUUACUGUUGAGGAACUGGGACAAAGAGGGCUUUGUCACAAAGUGACUUGUGCAGGGAUACAAAGUGUCUGAGGUUGGAUGGGAACUCAGGAAGUCGAGUUUCCCUGACACUAGCUAGAUGAUCUGCUUUAUUCAUUUUGCCACCUGGCUGCCCCACCUAAAUCCUUACUCAGUGCUUACUCCUAUUGUACUAUAUACCAUUAAUUUUUGGCAUUUAGUGCCAAUACAAAGUUGCACAAAUGUUUUAUGCGCUCAUACUUUUUAUCCCUACAAAGUGUCAUAAUUGGUGAUAAAACACCCUCUAAUCUCUUGUUGAACUAUGUGUAAUCACAAAAAGUAAAGUCACUCAACCCUUCACAGCUUCAUCUUCCUGUCUUUUUCUACCUUUUCUUCUUUUGCCUCUCAAAUAGUAUUCUUUCACACUGAAUCAGAUCCUAAGGCCUCUCUAAAGACACAAACUAUGUAUCUGGUCCAGCUCCUAUCCACUCUCCCUGUAAAAGGUAUUCUCCAACUCGGUUGACUUAAAGACAAAAGAAAUUUUCUGUGUGCUCUGAUAAUGCAUGGAUUUACAAAAAGCCUUUGAUGCAUUUUCUAUCAUUUGUGAGUAAACGAAGGUUUUCUGACAGCAAGGAAUAAUGCUCAUCCCCGCAGCCUCAAAUAAGGCGCUGUCUGCGUCAGGGUUUGACCGACCCUGGGCUGGGUGGGGCAGAUGUGCUGUUUCACAGGGGUCUGUUGUCUGCGAUUCCCAGGCAACCUGUCUCUCGUCUUAAGUCCGGCCCCUUGCUCCACCCACUCCUCCUGGCCCUGCCUCGCAGCCCUGGACACCCCACGCACACACAGAGGCCAGAGCCUGACUGGGAAGGCUCUUUUCUGGUCCAGGGCCAUGGCCAGCUCUGCCUUCCCCCCAGGGCUACCACCCCGGGUUCCUUAUUACAUCCCAGGGUAUACUGGACACUGCCCACACCUUGGGUUCAGCCUGGGGAAGACCUAUGGACAACUGACUGCACAGCUGCUGCUGUCUGGCCCCUCUGACUUAGCCUGGCCCCCUGCCCAUCGCAUGCUUCUGCCCCCGAUCAAGCAUUCUUUCCACGGAUAUGAGAGGAUCAAGUCCAAUAUGAUCCCAGGGUACACAGGCUUUGUGCCCCGGUCUCAGCACAUCUUUGCCAAGAGAUGCACCCAGGUCUGGGCUGAAGCUUUGAGGGACUUUACUAGCCAUCUAGGUACAGGAUAUAAAGAACUGCUGGAGGCUGAGAAGAAAGAACUGGAGCCUAAGGCAGAGGAUGAGAAGGAAUCAGAGAAGCAUCUGAAGCUGGAACUGAAGUCAGAGCAAAAACCAAAGGCCUCCCCCUAUUCCAUGGAUGACAGAGAUCCUGAGAAGUUCUUCAUCUCAGGGUUUACUGGAUUUGUGCCCCGAGCCCGUUUUCAUUUUGGCUCUAGUUUUCCUGUCCUCACCAAUCAAGCUCUUCAGGAAUUUGGGCAGAUGUGCCCAGGGGCCAGGGGACAGAGGGACCAAAAGCGUCUUCCCAGUCUUUCCAAGACCUACUUAAAGAAUUUAGGCAUGGUGCCCUGUUAUAGGGAUUAUGUACCAGGUGAGACCUGGAAUGGAAAUCUGAAUCGGACUGGGGAGCUAGAGGGACAGGACGACAAAGGUCCUAAAAGCCAGAGUUAAAGCAAGUUGGAGCUGCUCUAAAAUAUCAGAUGGGGUGGAUGGCACAUCAGCUCCACAAGGAGCCAAUCUGAGACACCAAAAAAUUUUACUAAAGAUCCAAUGACUGAU
Sarcophilus harrisii (Tasmanian devil) is the source of this 4138-nucleotide messenger RNA. It is a transcript of the gene CIMIP2B, whose product is annotated as family with sequence similarity 166 member B. Lineage: Eukaryota; Metazoa; Chordata; Mammalia; Dasyuromorphia; Dasyuridae. The record is from RefSeq and is a predicted model, not a curated record. Bases 3071 to 4030 code for a protein of 319 amino acids. The transcript has 6 exons.